This is a messenger RNA of Solenopsis invicta (red fire ant), 3305 nucleotides long. RefSeq lists its product as uncharacterized. Bases 1502 to 2935 code for a protein of 477 amino acids. The record is from RefSeq and is a predicted model, not a curated record. NCBI's taxonomy places the organism in Eukaryota, Metazoa, Arthropoda, Insecta, Hymenoptera, Formicidae. The transcript has 2 exons.
AUUAACGAAUAAUUAGAUGUUAUCAUAAAUCUAAUAUUUCAUCGGAUUUUUAUCGGAAGUUAUAUAUGCAUAUGGAUUUUACAAACAAUAUAAAUGAAAUAUGUUGCAUUUUAUAUAUUUUUUUAUUUUUUAUUUUAUCUUUUAUGUUGCAUUUUUUUAGGUAUUAUUUGAAAUACAAAUAAUUUAGAUAGUAAUUUGAAUAAAAAUUCAUGUUGCUUACAUUAUUUAUAUUGCAUUCUAUCAUUGAAAGAUGUAUUUGAAAUUCAAAUAACUUAGAUAAUAAUUUAGAGGAAUGCAGUAAAAAUUUUUUGCCACCCGUUAUCGAUAAUUUUUCAGUAAAUCAAACUUGAAUUAAAAUCCAUACAAAAAUAAAUUUACAUGAUUCAGAAAGACUGAUUGUAUUUUAUUUAGAUGUGGGUAACUAAAACUUGGUUAGCCAGCACUGAUCCCUACUAUCGGAGUCGGAGCAAUGUCACUCCUUCUACCGUGCCCUCACCAACCCGCUACAACCACCUAUGAAUCUGUUAUGUCUCAACCAACGACAUAACUAAUGAAGACACUAGAAUCAAUCCAUUCGCACGUAAAGAAAAAUGUAUGUGACCUCUUUUUUUGAAAGUAAUUCAUGACACAAUCUAUCUUUCGUGCCUAGUGUGGCACAUAUACUUAUACAUCUUCCAAUCCUUCUGAAAUUUAUAUCUACCACAAAAAUAAAGUAAGUUCUUCCUUAUUUUAAAGAUAAAGGAUAGGACUCUUCACAAAAAAAUUAACAUUUAUAUAUAUUUCAUUCCUUGAGCUGCAUUUCGUCAGAUAUUAUAUAAUGGCCAUUAUAAAGAUCAUACUUUUCUCUAUUCGACAUUAAAACAUUAUUACAAAAUUUAUAUACAAAAUAAUGUCGCUAUUAAAGUUUUAUGUUUUUAAAAACAACAAUCGAAUAAACUAAAAUGACUUCUCUAUCUCUUUUCAAUUUUCCAAAAAAAAUUUAGAAAGCUAGGCCUUAGUGAUUAUUGAUUAAUUUUUUAAAACAUUUUAUUAUAAAAUUUUAGCAAUAAGAAACAAAAUAUUCAACUCGGAAAAAUUUUAUAUUAAGUAAAAACGUAUUGAUUCUUUGUAUGAAGAAAUCGCUUGGCAACGGAAAAUCGGUAUGAAAUGUAGCAAAACAAUUACGUCAAUGUCAAAAACAAUUACGAAGCAACAAAAUUUAUUUUGGACAUCUCAUUAUAUCAUUUAUAUCACCCGAAUCAGCAAAAUUUUAAGUGAAAAUCCAUUUUUACAAUAAAAAUGGAUAACAAAGAAAAAUACAUUGCUACUAAUGUAAAUCUUAAUAAAAAUUAUGAGAUAACGUAAUAGAUUUUGUACACGCCAGUGAUUGAGUAUGUUAAUUUUUAAAUCUUCUUGACUUUUUAUAUUUUAAUAAUUCGUUUAACGAUAACAUAUCAUUCCACAAAUUUUAAUAUUAAACAAUUAAAAAUGACUGAAGCUCAAAAAAAAUCUGCGAUAGAAGAUGUGUAGAAUUCGAUCAACAACUAGUUAUUCUAAUUAUAAAAAUAAAAACAAGAUUCACAAAAUGAAAUACGUAAAGGAUAUAAUACAAGAUUUAAAACAUUACGGACCAGCGGGUUUAAUACACAUCACUGCUCUAAGUAACAUAAUCGAAAGACCCAUUAGGAUAUGGAAUGCUAAUGGUAGUUUAAAUAAAAUCAUCGGCAGAAGAAAACUGGGGCAACCUAUAGAUAUUGAGUAUCAUGCGACUGAUUCGGAGCAAAUUGGUAAGCGUUCUUGUAAGUCGACACUCUUUAUACACAAGAACAUCUUACGUAAGUUCUAUCCCAAUUCUUGUGCGAACUUUUCUAAUCCUUCUCUAGGUCAUUGGACCCUGAGAGGUGGCAAGGAUCCUAACAAUGUCAUCAUCGAUUUAAAUAGCUGUCUUUUUUCGGUGAUCGCUUCUCAAAUCGGACAGAAUCCAUUAAGGCUUCGUAGGUGGACGGUGUUAAAACUGAAGAACAACUUUGAAAAGUUGGCCGAAUGGUCAGACAAAAUUUUUCUUCAGUUGGAAGGGAACAAAGGAAUAAGCCUGAUGAUUGGCGGAGCCCGUUACAUUGUUUCAAACGCCGCAAGAAUUAUGACUAUUUCAGAGGGCAAAAUGGGCCAAGGGACAAAGGGUGUAGGCCAUUCUAUAACUCGACACGUUGAAACUCCAGUCUGCAGAUACACUAGGGCUUAUCCGACCGAAGUUAAGACUGCUUUCCGGUCACGAAAAGAUCAAAACUAUGUCGCUAAUUUGGCAUUGAAAUCAGAUUUAGUUCAGAAGGCCAUAAAUUCCCUCAAUGAAGGAGCUAUUGAAUGUACAGUAUUAAUAACGGAAAAAAACAUUCUAAAUGAUGAUUUACCCAUGGCAAGAAAAUGGAAAAAUGGAAGGGCAAUAUCAAAUUCAAGAAGUAUCAAAAUGGUGAGAUUAACAUUAAGACAUCAAAGAAACCAAUUUACGAAUAAGGAUGCAGAUGUUCUCGUACAUACUUUUUAUCCAAUAAUUACCGAAUGGACUGAACUACCUGACUGGGCUGAAUGGUGGCCACCAGUCUCUACCAUCUAUCGACCAUCAGCAAGAGAACCAGAUACUUUAGUUAUAAGUCAAAAGAGUCCACACAGGCACUAUGGAAAACAUGAAGGGAGGCAAAUAGAAGAGGUACUGGGAGAGGAGAUAGGACAACAGGUACAGGAAAAGAAAGUAGAACAACAAGUACAGGAAAAGGAAGUAGAACAACAAGUACAGGAAAAGGAAGUAGAACAACAAGUACAGGAAAAGGAAGUAGAACAACAAGUACAGGAAAAGGAAGUAGAACAACAAGUACAGGAAAAGGAAGUAGAACAACAAGUACAGGAAAAGGAAGUAGAACAACAAGUACAGGAAAAGGAAGUAGAACAACAGAACCUAUAGGCACAAGUACCUCAAAUGUACCUUAAAUAUAUCUGGAUACUUUUAUUCAUUAAUAUAAAUUUUCAAAAUAAAUAGGCUUUUAUGGUUUCAUGUUUCUGCUCAUAAUAUUUACGUAUUAUACAUAUUUUAUGAGAAUAAGUUUAGCAAUGUUAACAAUAAAAUGAAAUAACACUUAUAAGACUAUAGAAAUUAAUUGUUUCAAAUAAUUUAUUUUACAUUUAUGCAGGAUAUUUUAGAAACGUAAAACAUUACAAAUUGUCAUCGGAUAAAUUAUUUCGCCGUGGCAUUAAAAUUUAUUGCCCUGUACUAAAUGCACGUUUGAAUAAAUCCAAUUAUAUUAAAAAAUUUAUAUAAAAUAUAAUAUACUUUU